ACCUACUGGACACACGUAGCUGUGGUACACUCCUGCAUAUGCAUACACAAAAAUCUAAAAUCAGACCCUAAUUUCCAUCUCCCUCUCUCGUUUUCUCUCUUGAUUUUUAUCAGCUCUAUGUGCAGAUUCCCCCUAUCUCCAGACCCUAAAACCAACUUCGGUGUGAAAUUCAUGCGUUUUGGCCUGAAUUGAUCCGGCAUCAUUGAGUUUUGAACUAUUUUCAAAGCUGGAGCACCUUAAGACAAUCGGUCGGGAGCUCGCAAUGGGCUCCCAAGGAGGUUUCGGGCAGUCUAAAGAGUUCCUGGACCUCGUCAAAUCCAUCGGCGAGGCCCGAUCGAAAGCGGAGGAAGACCGCAUUGUAUUACGCGAAAUUGAAACCCUGAAAGUCCGACUAAAUGAUCCAAGUACCGCGAAGUUCAAGCUCAAAGAGUACGUAAUCCGCCUCCUCUAUGUCGAGGUGCUCGGCCAUGAUGCCUCCUUUGGGUACAUUCACGCCGUUAAAAUGACCCAUGAUGAGAAUUUACAGUUGAAAAGAACUGGAUAUUUGGCAGUGACUUUGUUUUUGAAUGAGGAUCAUGAUUUGAUUAUUCUCAUUGUGAAUACGAUACAGAAGGACCUGAAGAGCGAUAAUUAUUUGGUGGUUUGCGCAGCUUUGAAUGCAGUGUGUAGGUUGAUUAAUGAGGAGACUAUUCCGGCGGUCUUGCCCCAAGUGGUGGCUUUAUUAGGUCAUCAGAAGGAGGCGGUGAGGAAAAAAGCCGUGAUGGCGCUUCACCGGUUUUAUCAGAAGUCGCCUGGGUCGGUUUCCCAUCUCAUUUCCCAUUUCCGCAAGAGGCUUAGUGAUAAUGAUCCUGGUGUUAUGGGUGCAGCCCUUUGCCCUCUUUUUGAUCUUAUUAUGAUUGAUGUUAACUCAUAUAAAGAUCUGGUGGUUAGUUUUGUCAACAUACUUAAGCAAGUAGCUGAACGGAGACUGCCCAAGAGUUAUGAUUAUCAUCAGAUGCCUGCUCCAUUCAUUCAGAUCAAAUUGUUGAAAAUAUUGGCCUUACUGGGUAAUGGUGACAAAAAGGCCAGUGAACAAAUGUAUACAAUUGUAGGUGACAUAAUGAGAAAAUGUCAUUCAACAAGUAAUAUAGGGAAUGCGGUUCUUUAUGAGUGCAUUUGCUGUGUUUCCUCACUGCAUCCCAAUCCAAAUUUGCUUGGAGCUGCCGCUGAUGCCAUUUCAAAAUUUCUGAAAAGUGACAGCCACAAUCUGAAAUAUCUCGGUAUUGAUGCUCUUAGUCGUCUAAUAAAGAUAAGCCCAGAAAUAGCUGAGCAGCACCAACUGGCUGUCAUUGAUUGCUUAGAGGACCCAGAUGACACCCUAAAGCGCAAGACCUUUGAACUGCUCUAUAAAAUGACCAAAUCAUCAAAUGUCGAAGUAAUUGUGGACCGUAUGAUUGACUAUAUGAUAAGGAUCAAUGAUAACCAUUACAAAACUGAAAUAGCAUCCAGAUGUGUCGAACUGGCAGAACAAUUUGCACCAAGCAACCAGUGGUUUAUACAGACCAUGAAUAAAGUAUUUGAGCACGCAGGGGACCUGGUGAAUACCAAAGUUGCACAUAACUUGAUGCGUCUGAUUGCUGAGGGUUUUGGUGAAGAUGAUGAUACUCCAGAUAGUCAGCUUAGAUCAUCAGCAGUGGAGUCAUAUCUUCGUAUUAUGGGAGAGCCAAAACUUCCAUCUGCAUUUCUUCAACUCAUUUGUUGGGUCUUGGGGGAAUACGGGACUGCAGAUGGGAAGUAUUCUGCCUCAUAUAUAACCGGGAAGUUGUGCGAUGUGGCAGAGGCACAUUCGAAUGAUGACACAAUUAAAGCUUAUGCAGUAACAGCACUUAUGAAAAUAUAUUCAUUUGAGAUAGCAACUGGGAGAAAAGUUGACAUACUACCUGAGUGCCUAUCUUUAGUUGAAGAAAUGCUAGCUUCCCACUCAACAGAUCUGCGACAGCGUGCCUAUGAGCUUCAAGCAGUCCUUGGUUUAGAUGCUCGUGCCGUUGAGAAAAUAUUGCCAAUGGACUCCACUUGUGAGGAUAUUGAGGUCGACAAAAAUCUUUCGUUUCUUCAUGGUUAUGUUCAACAAGCAUUGGAAAAUGGUGCUCAGCCUUACAUCCCUGAGAGUGAACGCACUGGAAUAUCAAACGUUAGCAACUUCAAGAGUCAACAAGAUCAUGAACCCUCAACACAUACUCUUAGGUUUGAGGCUUAUGAGCUACCUAAACCCUCACUGCUGCCAAACAUUCCUCCUGUACUAGCAUCCUCAACUGAACUUGUUCCUGUCCCGGAGCUAUCUAGUGUUGCAGAUAUCCUCCAGACUGCUCCAUCUGCAUCUGAUGCUGGGUCGUCGGAACUAAAGCUACGACUUGAUGGGGUUCAAAGGAAGUGGGGUCGCCCUGCUGUUUCCUCUGUCACACCAUCUACUUCAAGCACUAAUACUGUGAAUGUUCAGAAUGAAGCAUCGCAGCGCGACUCAGCAGGCCGUUCCAACUCAAAAGUACGUGAGGCAUCUUAUGACUCAAAAAAGCAGCCACUAGAGGUUCCACCUGAAAAGCAACAGCUGGCGGCUUCACUUUUUGGGGGUGCAUCAAAAUCUGAGAAAAGACAGUCUUCUAUCCAGAAGAUGCCCAAAUCUCAAAAUCAAGCUGCAGAGACAUCUCAUGUGCCCAAGGCUGCAGCUUCUCGUACUCCUACCGUAAAAACAUCCCAACCUCCUCCAGACUUGCUUGACUUGAGCGAACCAUCUGUUACAAGUAGUGGACCAUCUAUAGAUCCUUUCAAGCAACUGGAAGGUCUUCUUGAUCUUACACAAGAUACAACCUCGGAAACUGCUGGUGGAGUUAGUGGAACUGAGGGACCUGAGUUUUCUCUCUUUGCAGACAUGUCUUUGAGUGUCCAGAGUGAUGGUGCUGCCAAUUCAAUUUCAAAUGUUUCCGACAGAAACGGUCUCGGAGGUACUAUAAUCGAGAAUUUGGUAAAAUCAAAUAAGGGACCAAAUUUGAAGGAAGCUUUGGAAAGGGAUGCGCAUGUAAGGCAAAUGGGUGUGACACCAUCAGGUCAGAAUCCCAACUUAUUUAAGGACUUGCUCGGCUAAACUGUGAAAACCUGCGUCCACAGACUCGGUUGGAUUUCUUCAGGAGUGAUGCUUUAUCUCUCUGUUCCUCGACAUGGCUGUCUAAGGUAGGAGGAUACAACUCAAUAAAAGCAAUCCAUGAUUCAUGAGCAGAAAUCUGGACUGGAAGAAACCUGAGGCGUCUUCAUGGAACGUCACUUGUCUAGAAAAAUUAGUUGCACUUAGUAUUGGUGCAGGAGAUCAUAUAUACAGUAUGUAGAAAUACAGUGAGUUAGAUAGGGUUUCUUGAAUUGUUCAUAGAGCUUUCUUGUGUAUCCUUUUGACCUGAGUUUUGGAUUCAACCGGUUUUUCAAGGAGGCGAGCUGCGCUAUUCAGCCUUA
Molecule: messenger RNA, 3477 nt
Organism: Sesamum indicum (sesame)
Lineage: Eukaryota; Viridiplantae; Streptophyta; Magnoliopsida; Lamiales; Pedaliaceae
Product: AP-4 complex subunit epsilon
Biological process (GO): vesicle-mediated transport; intracellular protein transport
Cellular component (GO): AP-4 adaptor complex; membrane coat
Source: RefSeq, a predicted model, not a curated record